AUGGUCUCCUUCGGCCUCGCGGGCUACGGCCUGAACAAGAAGAAGCAGCAAUCGAGCUCGUCCAUCUACAAGAUGCUGCCGCGGACGCUCGCGAGCGCGGGCGCGAGCGCCCGCGCCCUCGUCCGCGGCCGGUCCGCGCCGUCGCUCGCGAAGGCGCCGCCGGCGCCGGCGCCGCGCGCGCCGUCGCCGCGCGCGCCGCCGCCGCCGCCGGGCGCGUUCCUCGCCGGCGCGCCGCCGCUGCGCCUGUCGCGCGCCGCCGACGCGCCGCCGCCGCGCGACACGCCCCUCAAGCGGCCCGCGGCGGCCGACGACACGCCGCAGACGAAGCGCGCGAAGGCCGACGCGCCGUCGCCGAGCCCGCGGCCGCCGGUCUACGCGCGGGCCCCCGCGCGGCCGGAGCCCGGCCCCGCGCCCGUCAAGGCGCGCGCCGACGCCUUCGCGCCGGAGACGCCGCGCGCGGCGACGCGGCGCCGCGUCGCGUCCGCGCUCGAGCGCGCGCGCGCCGCGGGCCUCGGCCACAAGCUCGCGAAAUACGACGAGGCCUGGAUCGAGCAGAAGCUGGACGAGAACGCCGACUACGGCGACCUCGCGCGCAACGUCGAGUGCUUCGUCUCCCGGGCCGUCGACGACGCGCGCGCGGCCGCGCGGCCCGCGUCGCGGCCGCUCGGGUCGCCGCGCGCGGCGCUGUCGCCGCGGGCCCGCGCGGGCUCCGACGCGCGGCCGCCGCCCGCGGCGCCGCCCGGUGCGCCCGCCGCCGCGGCCGAGCAUCCCCUGGGCCCCUGCGACAAGUGCGACGGCCCCCACGCGACGUCGCGGUGCCCGCACUUCGCCAAGGACCGCGACGACCACCCCGACGCGCAGCGCGCCAAGGGCCUCGCGUGCGGCGCGGACGGCGGCAACGCCUACCUGCGGCGCGGCGAGGUCAUCCGCCAGCCCGGCGACGGCUCCUGCCUCUUCCACAGCCUCGCCUACGGCCUCCGGCUCCAGAACCGCCACGGCGACGCGCGCCAGCUCCGCCGCGAGCUCAUGGACUGGCUGUCGCGGAACCCGGACGCGUCCAUCGCGGACACGCCCGUGGGCGACUGGGUCAAGUGGGACUCGAACUGCUCCGUCGACGACUACACGGCGCGCAUGCGCGGCGCGGGCUGGGGCGGCGGCAUCGAGAUGGCCGCGUUCGCGCGCCGCUUCGACGUCGACGUCCACGUCUACGAGCGCGACCCCGGCGGCCGCCGCGACCUGCCCUACAAGCGCGUGGCCCGCUUCGAGCCCGGCGACGGCGCGCCGAGCCCCCGGGGGCGGCCCGCGCCCGUCAACGUCCUCUACUGCGGCGGCGUCCACUACGACGCGCUCGUCGCCGACCGCGGCGCGCUCGUCGAGCUCGCCGGCGACGCGGAGCCCCGGCGCUUCGACUACGCGAGCUCGCCGCGCCUCGACGCGCGCGGGCCGUCGCUCCAGCCCAAGACGUGGCACGCGCGCGACGGCCGCGGCGACCGCGGCCGCGACUUUGCCGCGAAGCCGCGGUCGUCCUACUUCUCCCGCGGCGCGCCGAAGCAGGCGCCGCCGCGCCACCAGUUCUACGGGUCCCGGCGGCCCCUCCCCUACCGGCCGACGCGCUGGUUCGUCGCGCGCAUGCGCUUGAGGGACUCGGGCGUCCCCGACGGCAUCUUCUCGCAUUCCAGGCGACCGUCGUGGUUCCCGAGCCACUCGUCGCCCGCGCAGUCGCCGGCCGCUUUCGACGUCCUCGCCUUGCCGCCGCGGCCGUCCUUGCACUUGCAGCUCACGGUCAUCGUGCUCGACACCGCGCACUUGCCGCAGCGGACCAUGGGGAAGAAGGAGAAGCAGGAGAUCGAGAGCCUCAAGUCGCGGAACGGCGACCUCGAGAAGAAGAUGGCCAAGGACCGCAACGAGGCGGAGAAGCGGCUGAAGGAGGAGAUGGACAACGCCAAGGCCGCCCUCGCCGACUGGCAGGCCACGGCCGAGGAGGAGAAGGCCAAGGCCGUCGAGGCGGCGAAGCUCGAGGGCGCGCUCGCCGAGAAGGAGGCCGCGGGCGUCCACGCGAGCUUCCUCGAGGCCAAGGUCGCGGAGCUCGAGGGCAAGGUCUCGGCGCUCGAGGCCGCGCUCGCGGAGUCGCGCGACGCCGCGGCCGCGGCGGAGCAGCACGCCGCCGAGGCGCAGGCGGCGCUCGCGGCGACGUCCGCGGUGGACGCCGGGGCGCCGGGGGUCGACGAGGCCCAGGCGGCCGCGAAGCUCCAGGCCUGCGAGCGGCGGCGGUCCGUCGUCGCGGACCAGCGCAAGAAGCAGCGCGAGGAGCAGCAGCGCCUCGCGGCGCAGCUCAAAGCCGCGGAGGCGUCGGCCGCGGACCUGGCGACGCGGCUCGAGGCGGCCGAGGCCGCGGCGGAGGCCGCCGCGGCGACGCGGGCCGCGGCGGCGCCCGCGGCCGCGGCCGACGACGGCGCGGCCGCGGCGCUCGAGGCCCGGGCCGCGGCGGCGCUCGAGGCCGCGGACGCGCUCAAGGCCGAGCACGCCGCGGCGACGACGCGCCUCGAGGCCGCCGCCGCCGAGGCCGCCGCGGCGCGCGAGGCCGCGCGCGAGAGGCUCGAGACCUCGGAGCGGUCGCUCGCGUCCGAGCGGCGCCGGUCCGUGGCCUUCAAGGCCGACGCGGAGUCGCUCCGGGGCCGCGCGGCCGCCGCCGAGCAGAAGCUUUCGGCCAUCCGGCGCAAGUCGACGGUCGCCGACGGCGCCGUCGCGCGCGCCGCGAGCGCGCGGUCCCGCGCGCUCGCGGACGCCGUCGGCCGCGCGUCGCGCGCGGAGGCCGACGGCGCCCUGCGCGCCAAGGAGGCGCGCGACGCCGCCGCGGGCCUCGGCGAGACCAUCGCGCGCCUCGGCGCGGCCCUGGCCCACGCGGGCGAGCUCGGCGACGCGGAGCGGCUCUACCACGAGGGCGCGCACCUCCGCGGCGACGUCUUCGGCGCGCGCCACGCGGAGGAGGCGGAGACGCUGCGGGUCAUGGCGAACCACUGCCGCGAGCGCAACGACCUCCAGGCGGCCCUGGCCUACAUGGAGCGGUCCUGCUCCGCGUACACGAGCUCUUUGCGGUCGGGCGAGUCCGCGGCGGCCGCGCCCUCGCGCGCGCCGACGGCGCUCGAGGCCGCGCGCGCGACGCCCCUGGCGACGCUCGCGGCGCCGGCCCACGCGACGCAGCCCGCGCCCCUCGGGCCCGACGACGCCCUCGUGCCGGACGCGGUGCCCGCGCGGCUGAAGCGAGCGCCGCCGCGGUCGCUGCUCAACGCAGACCGCGAGGACCGCGACCCGCGGCCGCCGCGGCCCCGGUCGCCGGGCUCCGUGCCCGCCGUCGUGUCGUCCCGGCCCCACUGCGUCCGCCACCGCGUCGAGACGCCGCCGAGGCCGCUGCCCCUGGAUGACGAUCUGAUCGUGUAA
This is a messenger RNA of Aureococcus anophagefferens, 3438 nucleotides long. RefSeq lists its product as hypothetical. The record is from RefSeq and is a predicted model, not a curated record. The coding region runs from base 1 to 3438 and encodes 1145 amino acids. Lineage: Eukaryota; Pelagophyceae; Pelagomonadales; Pelagomonadaceae. The transcript has 3 exons.